Molecule: messenger RNA, 816 nt
Organism: Amaranthus tricolor (Joseph's coat)
Lineage: Eukaryota; Viridiplantae; Streptophyta; Magnoliopsida; Caryophyllales; Amaranthaceae
Product: ethylene-responsive transcription factor ERF084
Exons: 1
Coding region: 1-816 (271 amino acids)
Biological process (GO): regulation of DNA-templated transcription
Molecular function (GO): DNA-binding transcription factor activity; DNA binding
Source: RefSeq, a predicted model, not a curated record
AUGAAUGAUCCUACCUUAGAUUACAUUUCUCCCUUCUUUCUCAAACAAAAAACGUUUAAUUCACUCGAAACGUUUCCUAAUCUUCCUUUCUUGAUUUACAAUGACCCUCCUUUCUCUACUUUUUCUCAAUAUGAUCAUAUGACAUAUUCAUCAUCUUCACGAAAGAUUUCUUCCUCAUUUCCCACUACACUUGAAAGAAACGUGGAGGAAUCAGAAACUUCAUCAUCCCCAAUUCUUGAAGGAAUUGCUGCUGUAGUUGGCCAACAUGUUCUCUUUGGUAACACUACACCAUGCAAACACGAAAAUAAACCCCACGUUUCGAAACACGAUACAAUUAACUCGAAACGUAUCGAAAUGUCAAGUGAGGUUAUUAUAGAUCAUACCCAACAUCCAAACCCAAAUGCUAAGAGAAAACGUUUCUCAAAAAGAAACGUGAAAGAUAGCGUUUCAGGAGUAAUAGUAGUAGAGAAGAAAUAUAGAGGAGUGAGAAAGAGGCCAUGGGGGAGGUGGUCGGCGGAGAUCAGAGACCGUAUUGGAAGGUGCCGACAUUGGCUCGGCACCUUCGACACACCUGAAGAGGCCGCGCGUGCGUACGAUGCGGCAGCGCGGCGGCUCAGGGGUUCCAAGGCAAAGACAAAUUUUCAUAUACCAUCAGUGGUCCCCACCAUGAUGACGUCACCAACAUCGUCAUGUUCGUCAACCUCGUACGAGUUUAAUAAAAACAAAGCUAGUUAUAAAAAGAAAUGUGAAGUGGUAACUUCUAUGUCUCAGCUUGUUACUAAUAAUAAUGGGGUUAAUACAAUCCAUGGAGUUUGA